Hibiscus syriacus is the source of this 1484-nucleotide messenger RNA. RefSeq names its product transcription activator GLK1-like. The record is from RefSeq and is a predicted model, not a curated record. The coding region runs from base 151 to 1359 and encodes 402 amino acids. Gene Ontology annotation, cellular component: nucleus. Gene Ontology annotation, biological process: positive regulation of DNA-templated transcription. The transcript has 6 exons. Lineage: Eukaryota; Viridiplantae; Streptophyta; Magnoliopsida; Malvales; Malvaceae. Gene Ontology annotation, molecular function: transcription cis-regulatory region binding; DNA-binding transcription factor activity.
CGUUUCCACACUCCAUUUCCAGAUUUUUCCCGGUAAACAAACAGCCAAUGAACCCCACACCAACUUAUUAAAUAUAUUCGCUUCCCACUUCUCUUCAUCUCCGUUCAACAGCUAACCGGGAAAAGGAAAAAGCAAAUAAAGAUUGAAUUAAUGCUAGCCGUGUCACCUUUGAGGAACACAAGCAAAGAUGGAAGCGAAGGAGAUAUGGAGAGUUUUACUAUCAGCUCCGAAGAGUUCCUAGAUUUUGCCGACGGGAACUUACUCGAGAGUAUCGAUUUCGACGAUCUUUUCCUCGGCAUCGACGUCCAAGGCGAUGUGUUGCCGGAUUUGGAGAUGGAGCCCGAAAUUCUUGCCGAAAUGCCCGCCGCAAGUGGCGGCGAGGAAUCGGAUAUGAACACGUCGGUGGAGAAAAUCAACGAAGAAGAUAACCGGAGAGAAGAAGAAGAUAAAAUUUUGGGUUCGAAUCAAGGCAACGAGAAACCUAAAGCAUCUAAAACUGCUUCCAAAGACAGUUAUAAAGGAAGAAAAUCAUCAUCAAAAGCAAAGGAUAACAACAACAAUCCAGGCACUCGGAAAGUGAAAGUGGAUUGGACGCCGGAGCUUCACCGGAGAUUCGUGCAAGCGGUGGAGCAGCUCGGGGUGGAUAAGGCGGUGCCGUCGAGAAUUUUAGAGAUUAUGGGAAUUGAUUGUUUAACUCGCCAUAACAUCGCCAGCCAUCUUCAAAAAUAUAGAUCUCAUCGCAAGCAUUUGCUAGCUCGUGAGGCGGAGGCUGCGAACUGGAUCCACAAGAGACAAAUCUACGGCGGAGCUACGCCGGUAAGUGGCAGAGCCAAUCGAGAUAUGAACCUUUGGCUCUCACCUACGAUAGGGUUUCCGCCCAUGCACCACCAAAACCACCAUUUCAGGCCUUUGCAUGUAUGGGGUCAUCCUCCCAUGGAUCGAUCUUUAAUGCACUUAUGGCCGAAACAUCUAGCGCCGCACACGCUGUCCCCUCCGCCCCCGGCUGAUCCCAACUUUUGGCACCACCACCGUGUACCAACUGGACAAACCCCGGGAACACCUUGCUUUCCACCGCCAUCGACGGCCGCGCCAACGGGAUUUGGUGCAAUUCCGGUGCCGGGCAUUCCUCCUCACCAUGCAAUGUAUAAAGCAGACAGCGGCAUCGGCACCCCGACCGGACAAUCAGGUCGCCACCCUCUGGUCGACUUUCAUCCGUCGAGAGAGUGCAUCGAUGCAGCCAUCGGAGAAGUUUUAUCAAAACCAUGGCUGCCACUUCCGAUCGGGCUGAAACCGCCCUCAACCGACGGUGUUUUGGCGGAGCUGCAACGUCAAGGGGUCCCCAAGAUACCGCCCUCUUGAGCUUGUCCCGCUUGCUACUUCGCCGAUGGCGGAAAACCCUGAAAUCCGACGACAUUACUCGACGUUAAAUUGACGUAGAAAUCUAAUCCCCCUCUAGGCCUUUUCUUCUCCGACAGCUUUAUUAA